AAGUAAACACAAGAUUUAUUCAUUCAAUUCAUCUAAAAUAUAUAUCUAGCAGACGUUAAAAUGUAAUGUGUAUUGUGUUUAUCUAGAUAUCUAUAUAAAUAAUUGUUAUGAUAUAAUUAUUAUUUUGUAUUUAGUGAGAGGAUUAAUUCCAAAUAACCAGGCAAGGUAAAGGUUGCAAUAACAUGUAAUAAAAAAGAUGGAGGUACAUCUACUGGCGAAACUCGAUCUGGAGGGACGGUUAGAGAGUGUGCAGUCAAGUUGUACUCAAUCCUCGCCGCAAAGUAGUCCGGUGUUGCCGUUCGCCGGACAAAAUGGCGGGCACUUUCAACAAUCAGCCAAUACCUUUCCACGGUCGGAGAAAUUGGUACCAUAUGUUGAAAAGAAAGAUCUUGUUUACAGGCUGGACGCUAAAGUAGACGAAAUGGGUCUUAUUAUUACACAAAUGGCGGAACUUAAUAAAAGAGUGAAGGUCCAAGAGAAAUUGAUUGCUGAGUAUGAAGGAAAACUAAAAGAAAACAAGAAAACGAUAGCGGCAUUACGAAAAGAGAAUGAGGAACUUAAGAAAAAGACACACGGAUCAGUACGAACAUCACUUUCAGUACCAGCCAGUUCAAAUGCUACAAUGUCAAAGCAACCACACACUGCUAGACCUUUGUCAUGGCCAUUAGAAAAUCCAACUUUAAAUAAAUAUAAUAAAAAUCAAGAAGUAGAGACCGACAAGGAUAUGUUUGCGCGAAAUAACUUUGACGAAACUGACAACGAAACAUCGGAAAGCGAUAACAAUUUAGAUGACGUUUUAGGAAUUGUUCAUAACGGUUCAAGGCCUUUAACUUUAACUGUUGCAUAUGACAAUAAUAACCCGUCAGUCGCCGGCCCGGAAAGUGACGAGCAGUUUAGUCUUCGUUGCCGAGAGGCAUCUGAUUACAGAGGGUAUUCAUAUGUGAAAAAACAGCAUCAAUUAUGCACUCGUCAUAGACAAGGUUUCGUCGAAACUAUGGAAUUUAAAAAGACAUCUGUUAAGGAAACGAAUAGCAAAAGCUGUGCAAUAGGUACUCUUGAUAAAGAUGGUUAUUUGGUUAUGAAUCGUGCUCAUGAUGGAAUAUUUGACAAUACGGACUCUUUUAACAGUUUUUGCCUAGAAAUGGACGAACAUGAUAAUUUUAGAAACCGAAGCACCAAUGGUGAUUGCAAAGUCUGUGCUGAAAACGAGGCAAUCCAUUCUACCUGGACUGACGUUAAAAACGGAAAUUUCAUAACCAGAGAAGAUGACACAAAUGAUGGGUUAGAAGAUGAAAUGUUUGAUCCUUUGCACAGUAAUCAUGGUUAUGCAUCGAUUCCGUCAGAACACGUGCCAGAACAUGUUGACCGACCUCCUAUCCCUAACCCUCGACCUUCUCGACUCCAACGCUCGAAUACGUCCGAAUCGAUCGAUGUUAGAUGUACAAUGUCUCAAACAUUACCAAACGAUCCCAACAAGGGUCCAACAGGCCGUGACCGCAGUUCAUCUUUUCCGAAUGGAUUUCUCCCAUUGAAUCAACCGACUGAUCUGAGAAAAGAUGGGAAACAGAGACAACUUUUAAAAUCUAAAUCUUCUUGUUCAUUUGACAAGUCUCACUACCAGGGAUCUAAACCUGAAUGUGUGACUUCAAAGUCUGAUAGAAGAUCACUUGGUAAUGAGAUGAAAAAGGAUGAUGACUUAAAUAAAGUGCUCAAAGACAUGCGAACUACGAUGGAAUGGAACAAAGCCAAAAAGAAACUAAUUUCAAGAUCGCAUCAUAAUACUGUAGAUAAUGUAGAAAUGAAACUACGAUCUACUGUUCAGGCUGUGUAUGGGGCAUACACAACUUUGUAUGGUGAACAAGGGUCAAGGUCAAAGAAAUUCUCAACGGAAAAAGUUUUAAAGAAAAUGAAGGAAAAAAUUGGGAAGCCUGAUUUAGAUGACCAACAGUGUGAUGAAUUCUUCAGGAAAUGUUUGGAUCUUGUACAUCGAACUGUUCAUUUGGCUAAAACGCCAUAGAGAGUGCAAUUUUCGUGUUGUUUCAUACAUAUGAUGGUAAUGAUGACAUAUUUCAUGACGUCAGUGAUAUUUGUAAUUACGUGUUUAGUUACAUCAUUCAUAGCCAAAAUUGGUGCUCAAAGAUGCUCAUGUAGUUACACGUCCAUAUGGAAUAUUUCUGAAAAGACUGUUUGACAUAAGCUUUCAUGGCCAUACAACUUAUUUUUCAGUACAUGUUCAAAUAAACGGUUUGUAAGGUACAUGGAAGGAUAUUCAUGAAAAACCUAUAGAGGACUCAUGUUGAGUGAUGGUGUAUCAUCAAAGUGCCAUAUUAAUAUUGAGAAUGAAAGCAGAAUAAAUGAUGCAAAAUGCCAGGAUAUGAAAAAACAGUAACCGAUAUUUUUUAAAGUCACUUUUAUAAAGUGCGUAUGAAGAUAUACUGUCAUGACGACCGGAAGCAGGCAAAACACCCGUGUCUAAAAUGGUCAGUGUGCAUAUGCUAAUACUCAAAUUGUUUUAAAAUCAUUAAUCAAUCAUUUUUUAUCUCCUCUGUUAAAUUAAUAUUCAGCAUGAAACAAAGGACUAUUUUUCGUGUAACUUCUUCUGUAUUGUGGGUAGCCAAGAGCAAAUAACUGCGGUCGUGUGCCAGAAAUGAAAUUUUACAUUUUCUUCAGGAAGAGUGUAUUUAAUGCGUAUGCGUGCGCAUGUGUGUGUCAAUUGGAUUUGAUUGUAUUAUUUAUUAUGAUAUGGCACACAAUUUUAAACACCAUACGAAGUUAUUAUUCGUUUGAUAUUAUGAUAAUAAUUUCACUUUCACAUUUUCUGAAGGUGCUUUAUUUUGUUUGUAAAAUUGUGUUUUCAAUUUUAUUAAAAUUUUGUUCCACAGGA
This is a messenger RNA of Ruditapes philippinarum (Manila clam), 2884 nucleotides long. RefSeq lists its product as uncharacterized. The transcript has 7 exons. The record is from RefSeq and is a predicted model, not a curated record. Lineage: Eukaryota; Metazoa; Mollusca; Bivalvia; Venerida; Veneridae. The coding region runs from base 197 to 2017 and encodes 606 amino acids.